ACCAAGUAACCACAGGCAAUAACAAAAGCAGGCAUAAGACAGCCCCUGCAAAUACAAAACAGGAAAGCACCAAUGGCAGUGCUAAAAUCGCACACUGCACGCGUAUCAAAGGCACUGUUUGCUGACGGAGACCCUGCCAAAGGUAAGGCAUGCAGCUGCCGUUUCGACUCGACGGUGCGAACCCGGGAUGUCGGGAGCGGUGUGCGUAUUGAUCCGAUUGUAAGCCCUGUAUUUACGCUGUGUGAACCCACCCGAAUACUUCACCCACCAGAACGUCCCCGAACGACCGUUUCUCGAUUUCGCUGAUGGAAACCUCGCUGCAUCCAUUUGAAAGUGGCAAGUAGCAGGUAGUAACUGGUGCUUAUGACGGCGCUGCACGGCUGUGGGACCUGCGGAGCACAGAAGGCACUGUGGCCAGCUUCAGGGUGUGGAAUGGGAUGGAGAUCUUCGCGGUGGACCGGGGUAGGGGAUGUAGCGGGCAUCGGAGGCGAGGGUGGUAUGGAGAAGCUUUACGGUCCCGUCCCCUACGACAUCAACGUCGCCUUUCCGCUCGACUCCACUCAGCUGGAGACCCUGCGUCUGAGGCUAACACCAUUCAUCCCAUCCAUUCACGCUGAAAAAUACCAUGCAGCCAUAUCAGACCCUACACACUUCUACCGUUAUUAUCCCUUUCCAGGAAUGGAAGAACCUGGAUCAUAUCUGCUGUUCAUGGACGGUUUCGUGCGCCAGAACCCGUACUCCAUCCUCUUUGCGAUCAUCGACAGGACCACCACAGACCCGGAAAAUCCGGAGUGGGGAGGAAAGCUCGCAGGGACAAUUGCACUCCUGGAUUAUUCACCGACGAACCUGUCAGUGGAGAUUGGGGUGUUACACAUCGCAACGCAUGCAGUGGGAGCACUCCUCAAGUACUGCUUUUCCAUGCCAUGCCCAUCCCAGUCGGAAUCCGGGUUGGGGUUAAGAAGAGUACAUUGGUACGCGCAUCCGGACAAUGACGCAUCCCUGAGACUUGCUGCUCGCAUGGGGCUCAAACACGAAGGGACUAUGAUAUGGGUGAGGGUGUUGCCUGUCGGGAAGACACUCGGAAAGACACCUAGGAAAAACGAUCUGCUGGAAGGGCCUAGAAGAGACACUGCGAUUUUGGCUAUUUCGUGGGAAGACUGGGAGGGCGGAGCAAGAGAAAUUGUGACAACACAAAUGGCUCGAGUGAAAUAA
Suillus paluster is the source of this 1212-nucleotide messenger RNA. RefSeq lists its product as uncharacterized. Gene Ontology annotation, molecular function: protein-N-terminal-alanine acetyltransferase activity; protein N-terminal-serine acetyltransferase activity. Lineage: Eukaryota; Fungi; Basidiomycota; Agaricomycetes; Boletales; Suillaceae. The transcript has 3 exons. The coding region runs from base 364 to 1212 and encodes 282 amino acids. The record is from RefSeq and is a predicted model, not a curated record.